AUGGGCCUGAAUGUGGUGACCUAUGAGGAUGUCCAUGUUGGUUUCACUUGGGAAGAGUGGACUUUGCUGGAUCCUUCCCAGAAGAAUAUCUACAAAGAUGUAAUGCUGGAGACCUACAGAAACCUCGCUAUUAUAGGGUACAGUUGGAAGGACCAUAAUAUUGAAGAACUUUGUCAAAGCUCUAGAAGACAUGGAUUACAUAAAAGAACACAUACUGGAGAGAAACCCUAUGAAUGUAAUCACUGUGGUAAAGCUUUUGACUAUCACAGUCAUCUUCAAGUACAUAAAAGAACACAUACUGGAGAGAAACCUUUUGAAUGUAAUACAUGUGGUAAAACCUUUGCACAAUAUGGUGCUCUUCAAUUGCAUAAAAGAACACAUACUGGAGAGAAACCCUAUGAAUGCAAUGAAUGUGGUAAAGCCUUUGGUUAUCACAGUGUUCUUCAUGUUCAUAAAAGAACACAUACUGGAGAGAAACCCUAUAAAUGCAAUCAAUGUGGUAAAGCCUUUGCACAACCGGGUGGUCUUCAAUUGCAUAAACGUACACAUACUGGAGAGAAACCCUAUGAAUGUAAUGAAUGUGGUAAAGCCUUUUCACAACACAGUCAUCUUCAAAAGCAUAAAAAAACACAUACUGGAGAAAAGCCCUAUGAAUGUAAUAAGUGUUUUAGAGCCUUUGCAUUUCACAGUAAUCUUCAAAGGCAUAAAAGAACACACACUGGCAAGAAACCCUAUGAAUAAAAUGAAUGUGGUAAAUUCUUGGCAUGUCUCAAUGCUCUUCAAAGACAUAA
Messenger RNA from Peromyscus leucopus (white-footed mouse), 791 nucleotides. Its product is annotated as zinc finger protein 431-like. The record is from RefSeq and is a predicted model, not a curated record. Gene Ontology annotation, biological process: regulation of DNA-templated transcription. Bases 1 to 741 code for a protein of 246 amino acids. NCBI's taxonomy places the organism in Eukaryota, Metazoa, Chordata, Mammalia, Rodentia, Cricetidae. The transcript is spliced from 4 exons.